This is a messenger RNA of Carica papaya (papaya), 1093 nucleotides long. The record is from RefSeq and is a predicted model, not a curated record. Lineage: Eukaryota; Viridiplantae; Streptophyta; Magnoliopsida; Brassicales; Caricaceae.
UCUCUCUCUCUCUAAACACAGUAACCUUCUUUCAGAUAGGACGAGACGAUACCACCCUUCUUCCUUCCCUUUUUUUGCCCUAAUAUGUUGACAUCGCCCCCCGGAGAAGACAACAACUAUACCAUCUCCAACAAGUCCCCAUCUCUCAGCAGACUCUCCUCGCUUUCAUCUUCAACUUCCUCUUCAUCCCCUUCUCCCCAUCUUCAUUAUAGCCACACUACACCCAAAUCCAUGGAGGAGGUUUGGAAAGACAUCAAUCUUUCUUCUCUUCACCAUAACUCCACUCCUAACCAAGAACACAUCAAUCAUAAUUCUCACUUCAUUUUCCAAGACUUUCUUGCUCGCCCUUUUGACAACAAGGACCCUCCAACAAAUGGCGAGACUACUAAUCUUAACAAUACUCCUGCGCCCCUUUACGCCUCUUCUCUCCCCCCGCCUGCCACUGUUCUUAGCCUGAAUUCCACUCCUGGUUUUGAUUUUCUUGACACUUCCCAUCCCCUAGUCCCCCACAAUAUUUCCAGUGUCUCUUCUUUUGCUACUCCUUUUCAUGCUUUGGCUUCCUCUUCCACCUUUGGCAAGAAAAGGGUGCAAGAUUCUGAUCAUGGCGGCUCUGUUGAUCGCCGCCAAAAGAGAAUGAUCAAGAACCGGGAAUCUGCCGCCAGAUCAAGAGCUAGAAAGCAGGCUUAUACAAACGAGUUGGAACUUGAAGUUUCCCACCUACUGGAGGAGAAUGCAAGGCUCAAGAGACAGCAAGAACAGUUGUGCUUGGCUUCCGCCGCUCAACUCUCCAAAAGGAACACGCUUCAGCGCACGUCCACAGCCCCAUUUUAAUUUGACGACUUACAGCUUUUAAUCCUUCGACUCCUUUUCUAUAACUUCAUAUUUAUAAAAUAAGAUAUAUGUAUUAACUGCGUUGUUAGCUCCCUCUUCAAGUCAACAAAGAGAAGGUAGAAGAGGAGCAGUGCGUGCUGAUUAUUUAUGGUGGAAAGAAAGAAGGUUGGUUGUGUUGUAACCUAUUAGCAGAGUAGAUUAUAUAUAUUAUAUUAUAUGGUGGGUAUGUUUAAUUUUCAGGAGAAAACAUGUAGGCAUAUGA